CCCCGACGGUGGAGGCGGAUCACUGCCUCAAACCCCCGGACGGAUCGCCGAUUAGCUCGCCAGCCCAGCCGAGUAAGAGAGCGAAGGCAAGCACCAAUGGGGACUUUUCUGGCCAAGGAGAAAUGGAUUAUGCGAUUGUCACAGCGAGAGCAGUCUUCGAAGACCCAGGAAACUCGGCAACGCUUCCAGCUGCCAGUGACGCGACCCAAACAGAUUACCAGAAGGAGGGGAUGCACGCGACGGCGACUGAGCAGGGGAGAACCUCGUAUAAGGAUUCUUUCCUGGGGAACAAGCCCCUCCCCUCGAUCCCCAACGGUGAGGAUCUGAUGUCCGAUGAAUCAGAAGGUGAGGAUGGGGAGGAUGACCCAGAUUGCCCUACGAUCCGUAUCAAGAAGAGCACCAAUGCUCGAGUUCAGCAACGUUGGUGCAGGGCGAUCACAUUCCGGGUGCUGGGCAAGGUCUUCUCCUUCGCUUUCAUCCAGCGGAGAGCUCAGAGUAUGUGGGCGAAAACCGGCGGAGUCAAGGUGGGUGAUAUUGGCAAUGGUUACUACCAAGCCAUUUUCGACUCCCAGAUUGACUACAGUAGAGCACUCUAUGGUGGGCCUUGGACGGUUGAUGAUCACUACAUAGCAUCGGAGCCGUGGCGUCUUGAUUUUGACCCCGAUUUCGAUGAGAUUAAUCGAGCAGCUGUUUGGGUACGUUUACCUCGCCUCCCUCUUGCGUACUUUGACGAGGAAAUUCUGUUGGAUAUUGGCAAUAAACUUGGCAGGGUAGAGAAAAUUGACUACAACACAUCCAAUGGGUUCAGAGGAAACUAUGCACGUCUCUGUAUUGAAAUUGAUCUUACGAAGAGAUUGGUGUCCAAGUAUCGGUUGAAGAGAAGGGUGCGUCGAGUGGAGUAUGAGGGACUCCAUACUGUGUGCUUCUCCUGUGGGCAUUACGGACAUCUUGAGGACUCCUGUAAGCUGAAAGCAAACGAGUCGCAGGCCGAGAGCGGGGUGAAAGCACCCAGUAGUCAAGGCAGGACUCAUGACGUUAGACCUGAAAUCAUGGAGGACUUUGGGCCUUGGAUGCUUGCGUCCAGACCUAAAAGAAGAAAACAACAACAGAAACCCAAGAAAGCUGAAGCAGAAUCUGUAUUCAAGGAAAAAGCUGGAGGUGGUAAGCAUUCGGGAUCGAGGUUUGAUGCACUGUCUGAUGAAGAAGGUUUGAAUGACCAGGAUAAUCCCAGGCCGAGUGAGAACGACAAGAAUAUGGGGAUGGAAGAAUCUACCCAUGAUAAUACCGUCCUAGAAAGCUGCAGUAUGGAGAAAGUAGCCAAGACGGAUCAAAUGAACAGGUCUCAAGGGAAGGACGUGGAGACUCCUACUCCAUCUUUGAAGGAUGGUCAUGUUGGCAAAGCAAGAGAGGAAAAUCAGGGCAAGAAAACACAAAAUGGAAACAACCUUAAGAAAGAGAAUCAAAAAAGCUCCCCCCUUAUUCCGAUUUCGAAAAAGAAGGAUGGUCUUUCCUCCCACAAGAACUUGCAGGAACCUAACUCAAAGUCUCUUGUGGGAUGGGAUCAGGAGAACAAGGCUGUGGUCCCGGGUCACCCUAAGCCAAAAGGAAACCUCUCACCCACAUCCAUCCUGAAGUAUGGCCAGCAAGGGAAGGAACGAGGAGAGACUAAGGAACAUGGUGCCAGCACAGGCCACCAACCUAAGAUGAAGACUGAGAUCAACUGUAAGCUUGUGAAAGCUCCAGAUAAGCCACAUCCUGUUACUGAGUCAGGAAGAAGUGCCCAGAAAAAAAGCGUGGCCAGUCCGAAGAAAGAUGUGGCUUGUGCCAAGCUUGAAAAUGUGAAGGAUCUAUGCACUAAGACUGGUUGCAGUGAUCCGGGAGAGAAUGCGACAGCCAUGGCUGUUGAUGACUGCUGAUCUCCACUGAGAUUAGAGUGGGAGAGCUACUUUCUUCAUUUCCCAAUGAUUAAAGUCCUCGCAUGGAA
Linum trigynum is the source of this 1984-nucleotide messenger RNA. The record is from the annotation of a GenBank genome assembly. Lineage: Eukaryota; Viridiplantae; Streptophyta; Magnoliopsida; Malpighiales; Linaceae.